Messenger RNA from Ostrinia furnacalis (Asian corn borer), 968 nucleotides. RefSeq lists its product as uncharacterized. The transcript has 5 exons. The record is from RefSeq and is a predicted model, not a curated record. NCBI's taxonomy places the organism in Eukaryota, Metazoa, Arthropoda, Insecta, Lepidoptera, Crambidae. The coding region runs from base 87 to 929 and encodes 280 amino acids.
UCUGUGAUUAUAAUAUACCUAAUUUUCCGGAAAACAAACUAAAAAACAAACAAAUCAAAUCCUAAAUCUACGUUUUUCACUCUGAAAUGGCUUCUAUCAAACCGUUAAAAUUAGAAGUUUACAAUUCUAUUGUCAGCGACUUUAACAAAAUGAAUUCGUUUAGCAGGAAAAGUGAAAAUGAGCUGAAAAAGAAAUAUAAACACUUACCACCAUGUACUUUAGGGAGCAUCAUAUCAUUGUUGGUUCAGAGGUCUAUGAAACAGAACUACAGAAAGUCACCUAUUAUAUCAAGUAAAUAUCAUGAUCUCUAUGAGGAAUUGAUGAAAGAAACCGAUGGUGGCAUUGUUAUUUUGCAGUUGGCGGAACGCCAGGGAAUAAGUCCUGCACUCUUUGCAAGAUCAUUAUUACAAAAUGUUUAUUCUGAUUCUCUUAUGACUAAGAAAUCCAUGAAAGACACAACACUAAUAGAAGAUAAGGACUUAGCAUAUCAAGUAUUUCUGGGUGUUAUGAAUGAUAAUCAAUAUGGACCUCACGCAGACAUAAUAAAGCAGUCUGUUGGCUUAGAAUAUGAACUCAGAUUAGAAAGAGAAUUGAGAUUAAUGAAUAUUACAUUUUCUGAUGAAAACAUAUUACGAUCAAGAGGAUAUGAUAAAACUCCUGACUUUAAACUUGAUGUUCCUGUUGCAGUGGAUGGAUUCAUAAUAAACUGGGUGGAAAGUAAAGCCCUGUUUGGUGAUGAAGAAAAUCAUUCUGGUUACCUAAAAGAACAAUUAAUGUGUUACUGGAACAGGUUUGGGCCUGGUCUAGUCAUAUAUUGGUUUGGUUAUUUAGAAACACUAAAUUCAAUGCCAGAGGUCAAUAAUAUGUUCAUACUCCGUACUAGUUUUCCAGAGAAGUCUAGCAUUACCCAGUAUAAAUAUGAAUUGUAAAAAUAACAAUAGAAUAAAAACUAUAGCUAAAGAUAAUUA